UCGUCUGGAUGCCAACCACAUCUCCAGUGUUCCUCGGGGCUGCUUCGACGGCCUCCAGUCUCUACGUCACCUGUGGCUGGAUGACAACUCUCUGACAGAGGUGCCAGCUGACGCCCUGGGGGCCCUGUCCUCCCUGCAGGCCAUGACCCUGGCUCUCAACAGAAUCACACAUAUACCUGACCGGGCCUUCACUAACCUCUCCUCCCUCGUGGUCCUGCAUCUCAAUAACAAUAGAGUCACCUGGGAACGCAGUGCUUUGACGGCCUCCCAGCCUGGAGACUCU
Molecule: messenger RNA, 283 nt
Organism: Oncorhynchus gorbuscha (pink salmon)
Lineage: Eukaryota; Metazoa; Chordata; Actinopteri; Salmoniformes; Salmonidae
Product: leucine-rich repeat-containing G-protein coupled receptor 5-like
Exons: 2
Molecular function (GO): protein binding
Source: RefSeq, a predicted model, not a curated record